UAUCCUUCGAAACCUCCGUCAUUUUCGCAGCGCUCUUCAUCUAAUAAUCCCAAGCAGCAAAAGCCAAAAACACACCACAAUAUCAGACACACACCACCACACAAUGACAAACUACAAGACCACCCCUCUCUUCGGCGGCGCCAUCGUCUGCGACCUCCCCGAACACUUCGCCGACGUCUCCCGUCUGCGCCAAGUCCCCGACCACCAAGAAGUCUACAUUGACAAAGACGGCUUCACCUCCAUCAUUGUCGAAAUCACCGAGCGCGUCGGCCCCGACGGCCCAACCUCGCUAGAAGAGGACGGUCGCGCGCUGACCACCCACCUCGAAGAGCUCGUGGGAGACGACGUCGACACCGUCAAGGUGUGGAACACCACCGAGACGCGAUUCAGCAAGCUUGACCCCUCAAUCCCUGCCUACACCUUGAUCGCCACCCAAACCCCCAAACAAUCCGACGACUCCGAUUCCCGAAGGAGCAGCAGGCAAGCCCCCGACUUUACGGCCCUCAUCCUCACGCUCGUCAGACUGGAGCGCGAGAAGACGGAUAUCCUCAUCACCAUCAACGUGCCGCACAUCAAGGGCGAGUACGACGAGGAAGACGUAGAUCUGGCGCUGGGCAAGCAGGGAGCCCUGCUGGGCAGGGCGGUGGAGUAUGCGGCGAAGAUUUGGGAGACUUUUGAGGUCAAGGAUUGGGGUUUGUUCAAGGAGCUUUAGGUUGAGUUGGGGAGUAGGAGGGGAUGUGGAUUAUGGCAAGAUUGUAUGGAUGGGAGAUGGGGGAAGAGGAGGAUAUUGGGUUUUUACUCCAAAGGAAAAUGGGAUUGGGUUGGAUUAAGAAGUAAAGCGCUUGGACAAAGGGAUACCUCGGAGGAAAUAAAAUGGGAGAGGAGGAGAUUAUUCAGGAUGAAGGGAUACCAGGAGAAUGAAUCACGGGGCGUUUGAUAUCAGGUCGGGUUGGCUACGAUAGGAGGUGGAUGAGUGACGAUUCAAAUCGGCUCUUUAGCAGAGAAGGGUUCUCACGCAGAGCUACAACAUCGUUCAUGAGACAUGUUUCUUAUUUCUUCUAGAACAGUAUUUACACUUCACUUAGGUAGCGAACUGAAUAUCCUCUGAUGUAUUCGGGGGUAUCAAUA
This is a messenger RNA of Neurospora tetrasperma FGSC 2508, 1128 nucleotides long. RefSeq lists its product as uncharacterized. Gene Ontology annotation, cellular component: nucleus. Gene Ontology annotation, biological process: protein import into nucleus. The transcript is spliced from 2 exons. The record is from RefSeq and is a predicted model, not a curated record. Gene Ontology annotation, molecular function: small GTPase binding; guanyl-nucleotide exchange factor activity. Bases 104 to 712 code for a protein of 202 amino acids. NCBI's taxonomy places the organism in Eukaryota, Fungi, Ascomycota, Sordariomycetes, Sordariales, Sordariaceae.